This is a messenger RNA of Macrobrachium nipponense, 2108 nucleotides long. Its product is annotated as cytosol aminopeptidase-like. Lineage: Eukaryota; Metazoa; Arthropoda; Malacostraca; Decapoda; Palaemonidae. Gene Ontology annotation, biological process: proteolysis. Gene Ontology annotation, molecular function: metalloaminopeptidase activity; manganese ion binding. The record is from RefSeq and is a predicted model, not a curated record. Bases 1 to 1524 code for a protein of 507 amino acids. Gene Ontology annotation, cellular component: cytoplasm. The transcript is spliced from 11 exons.
AUGUCUGAGAACCAGUGCAUGAUGUUUCCUCUGAAUCUUCGAGUUCAGAAGUGGACAGGUAAAAGAGCGAUUGACAUGCCCUGCCAAAAGAACCUCUACAAGAAAUCUCUCUCAGAAGUGAAAGCACUGUCCUCCGUGUCCCAGUGCGAGCAAGGUUCUCCCAUUUUUGAUUUUCAUCUCUUUCAAAGUGGUGGUCCCUUGAAAAGUGGCAAGAGCCGGGUUUUGUAUGGAGUAUCAGAAAAGUACCCUGUUGUAGCAGUGGUUGGCUUGGGAGAGAAGGGAAAGAGUUCAGAUCCUAAUGAGGAAUUUGAUGAAACCAAGGAAACAGUGAGAACAGCAGUGGCUGCUGGCUGUCGAUCACUGCAGGAGGCCAGUGUUGAUAAAAUUUUAGUAGAUCCAUGCGAUGAUGCUGAGGCCGCAGCAGAAGGUUCAAGUCUGUCUGUAUUUAGAUAUCAAGAUCUCAAAAGUAAAAAAAGGCCAGUUCCAACAUUACAGUGUUGGGAUGAAAGUGAAGAAGGGUGGGUUCGUGGGAUGACACUUGCGGAAGGGCAGAAUAUAGCUCGGAAAUUAAAAGAAACACCAGCUAAUAUUUUGACUCCAACUAAUUUUGCUCAGGAAGCUGUAAAUUGCUUGGAGGGUUUAGGAGUGGAGGUAUCCGUAAGAACUUUUGAGUGGAUAAAUCAACGUAAAAUGAAUGCAUUCCUUUCCGUUACAAGAGGAUCAGGUGAACCUCCAGUUUUCCUUGAGAUGACUUAUAAAGGAACUAGUUCUCUAGAAAAGCCUUUGGCUAUUGUAGGUAAGGGAGUGACAUUUGAUACUGGUGGCAUUUCUCUGAAGCCAUCUGCAAAGAUGGACAAGAUGCGUGCUGAUAUGGGAGGCGCUGCUUGCACAGUUGGGGCCAUGUUCAUUGCUGCUGCGCUACACCUUCCAGUCAAUAUUAAAGGUUUCAUACCAUUGUGUGAAAAUAUGCCAGGAAGCAUUGCUACCAAGCCUGGUGAUGUUGUGGUUGCAUCCAAUGGCAAAUCCAUCCAGAUUGACAAUACAGAUGCUGAGGGAAGACUCAUAUUAGCAGAUGCCUUGCAUUAUGCUUCGCAGUUCAAACCUAGAGCUAUGAUUGAUAUGGCAACACUUACAGGUGCAAUGGCAGUUGCAUUAGGAGCUGGUGCUGCUGGAGCCUUUACCAAUAGUACACCUCUGUGGCAGCUCAUGCACAAAGCAGGGACUAUUUCUGGUGAUCGUGUUUGGAGGAUGCCUCUUUGGAAACACUAUUCUAGUCAAGUUACAGACUUUGGCUUGGCUGAUGUGCAUAACUUAGGGAAGUAUGAUCGUUAUGCUGGGUCUUGCACUGCUGCCACCUUCCUUCAGGAAUUUGUUACUUGUGAUCACUGGAUGCACAUAGAUAUUGCUGGGGUCAUGGAGAACCAGGAUGAAGUCCCAUAUCUUGGAAAGGGCAUGAGUGGACGACCUACAAGAACAAUUGCAAACUUCAUUGAACUUCUGGCAGUGGGUGACAGUGGACUUUAGAGUUGGUAACAUAUAAAUGCUUAGUCUGAAUUGAAAUUUUGUUAAGUUUUUUAUAUGUUCAUUAAAGUUUUGGGAACACGAAAUGUACAAGGUCUUAUACAGUCAUAGGACUUUUUUUUUUUUUUGUCGAUGUCACAGUUGGAGACAUCAGAGUUGUAGCUUCCACAAAUUUUACUCAGAGAGUGAGCUAUAUGUAAGACAGUGUAACAUUUCAUAUACUCUUCAGCUGAGAGGUUUUUGUUAUUAUUUUUAUAUGUAAAGACAUGAACAUUAAAUGAGAGACAAUUUCAGUAAUUCUACAAUUUUUCAAGCCCUGACUCUGUAGAGGCUUGUUGAGAAUUAUUCAUCCUUUGUAAAGCUGUCUUUGAAAAAAUAUGGGAAAUUUCACUUGUGAAUUUACCAUUUAGUAUAGUAAUCUGUAAUAUACCGUCAUCAUUGUGCUGUGCAUACCAGUUAAUUGCACUAGUGCAGUAACUGGUAAUUCUACAAUAUGUACUCUUUUGAACUGUCAGCAGUUUUUUAUUAAAUUUUUUGAAGAUGUAUAUAUAUUAAAUUUUAGUUACAAUAAAUGUUUUAUAUUUAAA